Cryptotermes secundus is the source of this 930-nucleotide messenger RNA. RefSeq names its product thioredoxin domain-containing protein 17. The record is from RefSeq and is a predicted model, not a curated record. The transcript is spliced from 3 exons. NCBI's taxonomy places the organism in Eukaryota, Metazoa, Arthropoda, Insecta, Blattodea, Kalotermitidae. The coding region runs from base 303 to 677 and encodes 124 amino acids. Gene Ontology annotation, molecular function: protein-disulfide reductase [NAD(P)H] activity. Gene Ontology annotation, cellular component: cytosol.
GAUAGUUUCUACGCGUGGCGGCAUGAAUAUGGAUGGAAUGGCAUAAAGUAGUUAAGUAGAAUAGUAUAGCGGUUGGUAAUGUGUUGGUAUUGUAGCGUGAAAGGAUGUAGAGGAUGUAGAGUUUGUAGCUGCCGUUAUCUUAUGCAAACAUUGGCUGUUGAACGUAGAGGAAGAGGUAGUGCAUUUAUGAAGGGGAAUCUCUGAAAGCUGGAAAGUAAUCUGUUGGACUGUUAGAUGGUGUGAGGCAAACUAAUAGAACGUAAUCUGUAGGCCGAGGGAAGCUGAAUAAUAUUAGACAAGAAAUGGCUGUUCGGAGUGCAGUAGAAGGUUAUGAUGCAUUUUGCAACUUAAUUGGGGAGCUGGAAACUCAGGGUAAACCAGUGGUCGUAUACUUUUCAGGGUCUAAAGGUGAAGAUGGAAAAAGCUGGUGUUCAGAUUGUGUAAAAGCGAUGCCUGUUGUUGAAAAAGCUGUAGAAGAUGCAGAGGAUAUACAUUUUGUGUAUGUUGGUGUUGGUGACAGGAAGUUCUGGAAGGAUCCUAAAUGUCCAUUUAGGACAGAUAAACGUCUCAGGCUGAAGAGUGUUCCCACUUUGAUGGUGUGGGGUCAGUCUGAAAAGGUGGAAGAAGCUGAAUGCUCAAAUCCAGAUCUGGUGUCAAUGUUAUUUGAACAACCUUAAAUUGUAAAUUAAUUGCCACAUUGUGUUAUUCAUUCCUACAUAAGAUUUAUAUUGUAUUGUAUGGUAUUUAUUACACACGUUCCAGCACCUCCAUACAAGGCCGAAGCCAUUGGAUACAAAACCUGUCACACCACAAGCUUGCUAAAUCAGCAAGUAAAAUAAUAAUAGCAUGUCUAGUGAAGUAACAUUUAACUUGCAUGGAAUGUAAUUGUUUAUAAAACUCUAAUAAAAAUUCGAAGUUUAUUAAAGAAUA